Messenger RNA from Orycteropus afer afer, 951 nucleotides. It is a transcript of the gene JMJD7, whose product is annotated as jumonji domain containing 7. The transcript has 8 exons. Lineage: Eukaryota; Metazoa; Chordata; Mammalia; Tubulidentata; Orycteropodidae. Gene Ontology annotation, molecular function: 2-oxoglutarate-dependent dioxygenase activity. The coding region runs from base 1 to 951 and encodes 316 amino acids. The record is from RefSeq and is a predicted model, not a curated record.
AUGGCGGAGGCGGCUUUGGACGCCGUACGGAGGGAGUUACGAGAAUUCCCGGCCGCGGCAAGGGAGCUCAGCGUGCCUCUGUCUGUGCCCUACCUGGAUGAGCCCCCUACUCCACUCCACUUCUAUCGAGACUGGGUCUGCCCCAACAGGCCCUGCAUCAUCCACAACGCUCUGCAGCACUGGCCAGCCCUCCAGAAGUGGUCAUUCCCCUACCUGAGGGCCACAGUAGGCUCCACAGAGGUGAGUGUGGCUGUGACCCCAGACGGCUAUGCAGAUGCCGUGCGAGGAGACCGCUUUGUGAUGCCCGCGGAGCGCCUCCUGCCGCUGAGCAGGGUGCUGGAUGUGCUGGAGGGCAGGGCCCGGCACCCCGGAGUUCUCUACGUACAGAAGCAGUGCUCCAACCUGCCCACUGAGCUGCCCCAGCUGCUGCCUGACCUGGAGCCUCAUGUGCCCUGGGCCUCCGAGGCACUGGGAAAGAUGCCUGAUGCUGUGAACUUCUGGCUGGGGGAGGCAGCUGCAGUGACAUCUUUACACAAGGACCACUAUGAGAACCUCUACUGUGUUAUCUCGGGAGAGAAACACUUCCUGUUACAUCCACCCAGUGACCGACCCUUCAUCCCCUAUGAGCUGUACACACCAGCAACCUACCAGCUCACUGAAGAGGGCACCUUUAAGAUGGUGGAUGAAGAGGCCAUGGAGAAGGUGCCUUGGAUCCCACUGGACCCCCUGGCACCAGAUCUAGCCCGGUACCCCAGAUACCAUCAGGCCCAGGCCCUUCGCUGUACUGUGCAGGCCGGCGAGAUGCUCUACCUGCCGGCCCUUUGGUUCCACCAUGUCCAGCAGUCCCAUGGCUGCAUUGCUGUUAAUUUUUGGUAUGACAUGGAGUAUGACCUCAGGUACAGUUACUUCCAACUGCUUGACUCCCUCACCAAGGCCUCAGGCCUCAACUAG